Neocloeon triangulifer is the source of this 1214-nucleotide messenger RNA. Its product is annotated as replication termination factor 2. Gene Ontology annotation, biological process: site-specific DNA replication termination at RTS1 barrier; mitotic DNA replication termination. The record is from RefSeq and is a predicted model, not a curated record. NCBI's taxonomy places the organism in Eukaryota, Metazoa, Arthropoda, Insecta, Ephemeroptera, Baetidae. Gene Ontology annotation, cellular component: nucleus. The transcript is spliced from 2 exons. Bases 159 to 1091 code for a protein of 310 amino acids.
UUUGGUUCUCUACGGUAGUUGGCGCUAGUUGCUAAUAAAAUGACGUCAUUUGUGUUUUGUUGACGAAAGAACGAGAAGGAACAUCGCAGAGGAGUCUAAUUUCUGCAACAAUCUUCAGAUUAUUCAGUUUUUGAAGGGUGUGAGAUUUGGAAACCAAGAUGGGUUGCGACGGAGGUACCAUUCCAAAGCGUGACGAGCUGGUCCGUACAAAGAAGAAACCAGAGCAAAAGGACCGGGAGAGCGAGUUGUCUUUCCGCUGGAGGCACUGCACCAUCACCCAGCAGCCUUUGCAGAACCCGAUCGUGGCGUGCGGCCACGGCCGUCUGUACAGCAAAGAAGCUGUGCUGGAAGGUCUGCUCGACCGCAGCAGAAUGCCAGAGGGGGCUCAGCACAUCACUUCACUCAAGGACGUCAAGCAGCUUAACAUGACCCCCAAUCCUGCGUUUGCCAUCAAGGCCAACGGAGAGAAGGGCGAGAGCGGAAUCUAUCACGAUCCGAGAGAAGCGCCUUUUGUUUGUCCGGUUAUUGGAAUCGAGUUCAGCGGAAAGUUCAAGUUUGUCUUUUCCUGGAGCUGCGGCUGCGUGAUUUCCGAGAGGGCCGUUAAAGAGGUGCCCUCUGAAAUUUGCCACAAGUGCCAAAAGCCCUUCGUGAAGGAAGACCUUGUGUACUUAAAUGCUGAAGGGGAAACUCUGCAAUUGAUGAUCACAAGAAUGCUGGAGAGAAAAGCAAAACUCAAGGCCAGCAAGAGCAAGAAGAACAAAGUUGAAACUGCAACUUCGAGUUCAUCGACUACCGCUGUGGAACCACAGACGUCCAGCUCGGAAUCGGCUUCCACCUCUAAUAAUACAGAUGACCUAAAAAGCGUUCCAUCCACCAGCAAACCUUUGAAAAGGGCACGAUCACCUGAAAGGGCAAAGGCCAAGGACCUGGAGAAACUGACCGACCCCGGCUACAAGAAAGCGAAAUCUCAAUAUAGUGUUGCAAAAGACGAUAAGGCUUCGUCGGUGUUCAAAUCACUCUUCACCAGUCACGACACGGCCAAGAACCAGACUAGGGCCCACUGGGUGACCUACAACCCGUUCUACAAUUAAAGUGAAAUUAUUUUUAUUAUUUCUUUCCAGGGAAAAUUGGACAAUUAUAAAUUACAAUUGGUUCAACUGUGAUGAGCUGUUUUUAUUUAAUCAUCAUAAAAUAAAUUUUUAAAUCUACUGUGA